This is a messenger RNA of Danio aesculapii, 3594 nucleotides long. It is a transcript of the gene nemp2, whose product is annotated as nuclear envelope integral membrane protein 2. Bases 97 to 1539 code for a protein of 480 amino acids. NCBI's taxonomy places the organism in Eukaryota, Metazoa, Chordata, Actinopteri, Cypriniformes, Danionidae. Gene Ontology annotation, cellular component: nuclear envelope. The record is from RefSeq and is a predicted model, not a curated record. The transcript is spliced from 9 exons.
CGAAAACAUUAGCUUAGCUCACGUUAGCUUGGCGGGCUAAUCAUUACCCUGCCUAGUCUGUCUAAUUAAUCCAUUUAAAACCAAGCGUAACAAAACAUGGAGAAGCUAACUGCUUUUAUACUUAUUUUAACUGUAUUAUGCGCUUACUGGCAAAGCGCUGAAGGAAACAGAGGAUAUUCAUACGCAGAUUGCACUGAUGUGAAAGGAGACAGUGCACACUGGUAUUCUGGGAGUCGAUGCUUCUGUUACAGCCCUGGUACAGUAAUCAAAUGGAAGGACAUCUGGUCCACCUUCAAGGUAAACGUGACGAGCGAUGUGGACGUUGUUGUUGUUGUAUUCCCAAUGGAGACCAUAAAUUGCCACCAUCCGGAUGAUCUUCUGACGGUUAUGAACUGCUUUGUUGAACACUACUGGCCAUCCACUGUCCAAAGAGAGACGUCUUUGGAGAUUCCUCUGGUUGAUGUUGAUAUCUGCUUCAUGAUCAAAUCGCCUAGAAGCAAUACUGAAUACACACUACACGUCUCCAACAAAAGGUUAAACAGAAUGUGCUUCCUGCUUUUCGUGUGUGGGCUGGUACUGUUUUUCGGAGCCAGAAACAUAUGCAGGAGCUCACUGUUUUUCUACACCACCGGCGUUUCGCUAGGAAUCAUUGCCACAUUUGUCUUCCUGACGCUCUUGCUCCGAAACUUCGUACCAAAGCGAGGGCUGUUUCUGGUGUUGUUGGGCGCUGGCUCUGGUCUGUCCUACAUUGGGAUGCAGAAGGUGUUAAAUGAAUGGGACGACAUUGUGACUGAGCACUGGAUGGAAUUACUGGUUUAUGUGCUGAUAUCUGGUUUAUUUAGCUUUGCCGUGUGCUAUAAACACGGUCCCAUCACCAACAAGCACACCCUCAACUUUAUGACCUGCUCAAUGCAAGCAGUAGGCAUAGUGUUGCUUUACUAUGGGAUCACGUUCCCUCCUGCUUACUAUGUAUUGGUCGCUGUUCUGUUGUGCUGGAAGAUUCUGCCCCUGGUCUGGAGCCUUCUGAUGGGGAUUUGCAGUCUCUUCUACUCAUUCCUGGCUUUGUUCCGGAGGAGGAGACGGCCCCCUCUAAAGCUGCUGACCGAGGAAGAGUACAGAGAGCAGGGGGAGAUUUACACCAGAGCUUCUCUGGAUGAGCUGCGGGAAUACUGUAACAAACCUGGCUUUCCUGCAUGGGACACAGUGCUGAGGCUCAGAUCACCACAAAAGUUUGCAGAGUUUCUCCGUUGUGGCAGUCACAUCACUCAAGAGGAGCAUCAGAACCAUGAGAAUCAUUACGGCCUUGGAGGCGCGUAUUACGAAAAUGUGCUCUUCAACAACAGCAGCUCCAGCGACACCCAGUCGCACAGAGAAGAAGCAGAGGACAAUAGUGAAGACGAGCUAGUUGGAAACAGUCCUCCGGUCCUAAAUAGCCUCCCCAGUCCAACUAUAUACCCUCCAACCAUCUGCCCAUAUCCUCCCGUCACCUACACCCCUCAGCCAGAACUUCUGGAUCCAGAAGACCAGGACUUCUUCUGAAACUCAGCCAGGAUAAGUCAUUUUAUGCUUAUUUUAAAGAGACACUUUAAAUCGCACAAUAUUAUAAAGAAGGAAUGACUCUAAGCAACAUUAGCAGGUCUAUAAGGAUUGUAAAAGUCUCUCGUUUGUGUGUUUUAAUGAUCUCUUUCUGCCAGCGUGGGCUGUUUUUAUAUAUAUUUUUAAGUUCUCAUACUUGAGUGAUGCAGAGCUGGGAGUAAAGUAAUUUACUCUGUAUUGUACAUAUUGUAUGCUAAUAGUGUGUGAGCAGAUGGUGACUCUCAGGUAUAUACACUCAUCAUUGCAGUCAAUAAUCUUUUUUCCUCAACUGUUCCAGAGCAGUGUUUCCCAAUCCUGUUCCUGGAGGCACACCAACAGUACAUAUUUUAAAUGUCUCUCUUAUCUGACCCAUUAACUAAAGUUUUGGAGUUGAUUUCAGUGUGUUUCAUUAGGAAAAAGUUGAAAAUGUGUACUGUUGGUGUGCCUUCAGGAACAGGCUUGGGAAACACUGGUCUAGAGAAUGACUCGAUACAUCAAGUAGAAUCGUGUUGUGUAAUUUAAGUAAAUGAUGCCCUCUAGUGUAAAAUCUAAAUCUGUGUGACUUUCUGUCUUAAGUGGAGCACAGAACUAGACGUUUAGUAAUAUGUCUAAGCUGCUUGAUAUUUUAGGACUUUACUAUAUGGCUUAUGAGUGUUUGCGUACCAUUUCAAUUCUUCUGAUGACAUUUGAUAGAAAAAAUGGUCAUGAUAUAGCAGAACGCAUCAUUGCUUUUAUACAAUAUGGAUCUGUUUCCUCACAAAGAAACUUUUUAUGGGCUCUUCAAACUAAUCACGGUGUGUUUGACUUGCACUGGCUGGUGUCUCGCACGUGGCAUUAUUCUAAAAGGGCUAAAGUUAAAAUAACGAGUUUUUAAAAACAUGUCUGGAGGUGUUUAUUUCCUAUUCGACAGCUUACGUCUUACGUUUUUUCAACGGAUUAUUGAUAGUGGGGCCUUUCACACUUUUCUUUAAACUAUCUUUAUGCUGUUUUUCUAUGUAAACAUGUCAAGAUGUUUGGCCAGUGUGCUCUUUUUCUGGAGCAUUUUGCACUGCUGUUUGACAUGGUGUUUUGUAAGCAGUGUUUAAAGGGAUAGUUCACCCAAAAAUUUAACUUCUGUCAUUUUUUGGUCCUCCAACAGUUUUGGUGUUUUAGCAAAGUUUAAUGACCUUCCAGAUAUAAGACUGAUCUCUGCAUUAAGAUAAAAAUAUAUAGAAAAUAAAUAUGUACACAAAAUUGAGAAAAACAAAACACUGUUUUCAGAAUAAAAUGGCUCCUGCUAAAGUUCUUAUACCAGACCCAAGUUUAUCUUCUAAUUUAUGUUUUUUUUUUUUCCUGCUUCCCCCCCAUCUGUCCAGGCAAUCCCAUACUGCCUGUAUAAUACUACUGUAUAUUAAGGUCUGGACUCUGUGCAGGCCAUUUGAUGACUGUUUUAGUUGUUUUUGUCUAUAAAUAUGUCAUCAGUAUCUAUAAAUAGUCAACCUUUACUUUUUCCAGAUCUGUUUGGGUUUCUUUCUUCUGUUGAACACAAAGGAAGAUAUAUACUGAAAGUUGUUUUAAAAAACUGCCAUUGACUUACAUGGUAAAACCAAAAAAAUAAAUUUCAAUUUUGGGGUGGACGAUCUCUUUAAAUUAUAAUUUUGACUAUUAUUGUACUUGGUUUGACCUAGUGUUUUUCAGUGCAAAAUAUGUCUUGUGUCUUGUGUGUGUGUGACUUUAAAAAUAUGGUGUGUAAUAUGGGCUAUGAGUAAAUUUGGAAGUCCCAAAUAUGUUUUAAACAACAUUUCACAGAGCCACUGAAGGAAUUCUUCUCACUUUUUCUGCGUUCUACCAGCAACUGUUCUGUUCACUUGCAAAUUGUUUGUUUCCAAAAGAAGCUUUACAUUACUAUGGAAGUUUUUGGGGCCAAAAGUUUUUCAAAUAAAGUUGUGAACUGGAUCAUGUCAACAUGCUGUUUGACAUUGUGUUCAUAGUUUACCAUUAUGUUGACCUACAUAAAUAAACAUGACAUCUUGUUUUGUA